Messenger RNA from Osmerus eperlanus (European smelt), 1648 nucleotides. RefSeq lists its product as uncharacterized. The transcript has 5 exons. The record is from RefSeq and is a predicted model, not a curated record. Lineage: Eukaryota; Metazoa; Chordata; Actinopteri; Osmeriformes; Osmeridae. Gene Ontology annotation, molecular function: GTP binding. Bases 266 to 1648 code for a protein of 460 amino acids.
UGGACACAUCAUUCAGCACCAGUCUACUAGGAUCCAAAGCAAAAUUGAAAAACCAGGCUUCAAGAGAGCCCCCAAGGGGGACCUGGUGCUCAAGGCCCCUGAGGCCCUGAGCACCAGCAGCGACCCCACCCCCUCUGCCAUCCGGUCGCCCCCCCCGUGCCAGCCCAAGGAAAAGGGGCUCCUGGGCUCGGUCGGGCAGCCGACCAGUCCCCAGGUCAUCAAGCCUGCAGCACCAGGAAAAACACAUACAAAGAAACCCACAGCCAUGCAGCGAAUUGCCAGAUCAAAGUCAGAGAAGACGCAUCUUUACAAGUUGUCCAGAAAUGAGAAUAACAUUGAUAUUUACAAUCUAAAUAUGUCUGUUAUCAAUACUGGAGUCGGUCGUAAAUGUUGCUUUGGAAGCACACCACUUUUGGGAAAACACAAAACCAUAAUGCUUGUGGGAGCAACAGGCUCAGGGAAAACAACACUCAUCAAUGCGAUGAUCAACUAUAUCCUGGGUGUAAAACAAAAGGAUCCAGUCAGAUUUGAACUGGUACCUAAGGAGUCUGAUAAAUCACAGGCUCACAGUCAGACCUCUGAGAUUACAGCCUAUCAGAUCAAUCACUGCAAGGAUUUUGCAAUUGACUUUUCUUUAACUAUCAUAGACACCCCUGGAUUUGGGGACACAAGAGGCAUUGCGAAGGAUAAAGAAAUUGUUGACAUGGUGAGAAAAUUCUUUUCUGCUAAAGAUGGCAUUAGUAGUAUUGAUGCAGUGGGAUUUGUGACCCAGUCCGCUUUGGUACGACUCACUCCAACUCAGAAGUACAUUUUUGAUUCGAUUCUUUCCAUUUUUGGAAAAGACAUUGAAGACAACAUUGUUCUCCUUGCUACCUUUGCUGAUGGGCAGGUUCCACAUGUGUUACAAGCUAUUCAAGAAGCAAACAUUCCAUGUGCCCGAAACAAAAAAGGCAUUCCUAUUUGCCUCAAAUUCAACAACUCUGCCUUGUUUGCUUCUAAUGAUGAAGCAGGGACAGGUGAUAAAGCAGGGACAGAUGAUGAGGCAGGGACUGAUGACAGGGAUGAAGUGGUAAGUUUCAAUGAAAUGUUUUGGAAAAUGGGCACUGUCAGCAUAAAAAACUUGUUUCAUCGGUUAAAUUGUUUGGAAGCCCAAAGUCUGCAGCUGACAAAGGAGGUAUUGUCAGAGCGCAAGAACCUGGAAACAACUGUGGAAGGACUGCAAAAUAUUAUCCAAGUGGGGCUAAUAAAUCUGGACAAGUUAAAAAAGACACAGGAGGCAUUAGAGAACCAUAGAGAAGCUGCUGAGAGCAACAAAAACUUUAAGUAUAAUGUGGAUGUCCCUAAAAUAGAAAAAGUUCCCCUUAAAACUGGAAUCCACACCACAACAUGCAGGAAUUGCAACUUCACUUGCCAUGACAACUGUGUUUAUAGCAAUGAUGAUGACAAAAUGGAGGCUCGUCAGGUGAGGAAGAGGAGGAUCAUCAUCAUCAGUGAAAUCAGGAGGACGUCCUCCGGUGGAGGGGGCUACCUGAUGUGUUUUCUUAGUGUCCACUAUAGAAGCAGGCCUUGCCUGCAGAGAAGCAGCUUCCUGAGACAGUGGAAGAGAACUUCCCCGGCCAACGGACACAACCGAAGGACGCUGACCUGA